Molecule: messenger RNA, 813 nt
Organism: Xyrichtys novacula (pearly razorfish)
Lineage: Eukaryota; Metazoa; Chordata; Actinopteri; Labriformes; Labridae
Source: the annotation of a GenBank genome assembly
AUGUACAACCUGAAGAUCAAGAAGAUUGACUGGGCAAUCAGGAUCAGCAUGGUGACACCUGUAGGACUUGGGCUUUGAGGGAGCAGAGGGAAGAUGUCUGCGCUUUACCUGGACCAGUAACCUGACCUGAAUGCUGAGAGGACAUCUAGAAGUUGGGUGGGUUUCUUUGAGAGGUUGAUAAAGAGAGGUUUUCAGUUUGCAAUAAAACACAACUUCAACAAAACAUCACAUCUGCACAUCAAACCAGUCAGCAACUUUUUUUAAUUAACAGUUUUAAACUUUUUUCUAUUCCAGCUUGUUCCUCAGACCCCGGCUGACUACAUGUCCCUGAGCUGUCUCCAGUCCACUGAUCCCAAAGGUGAGACUAAAGCAGGGAUGCAACUUUAUACACCCAGAUUGAAAAGAAGAUGAGUAUUCAGGACUCAAGGUGUGAUGGUUUUGUAUUUCUCUCUGUUAACCAGGAGCUGAAAUUGCGCCGGAUCCAGACAGACUGAACUCAUGAGUGCCCAGUGCCUGGACCCUGUUUGGUAAGUUAAGAGCUGGCUUCACAUCAUGGACAGUCCAUCGACGAGGGACACUGGAGGUCAGUUUGCACCAACACCUGCACCAAACAACACUGCACCCAACACCACAAAAACUAGGGCCCAAUCAAAGGUCAACCAGUGCAGGGUAGGAGGUUUCUGGUUAGGGUUUUGGUCGAGCUUGCGUCUGUUUGCUGUUGCGAUUGCGGAGAGUCGCUGUUCUCUGCCCGUGAUCUCCCACCAUCUGAUCGAAGAUGGAAUGGUGGGAUACUCCUUCUCCUCAACUACCUGA